Paramecium octaurelia is the source of this 509-nucleotide messenger RNA. The record is from the annotation of a GenBank genome assembly. Lineage: Eukaryota; Ciliophora; Oligohymenophorea; Peniculida; Parameciidae.
AUGAUUUCAUAAGAGAUUUCUUUGUAUCCUUUGCUAUUUCAAAGACAUCUAAUAUUUCAAUUUAGAAAAUUAAAUUGCCACAUAGAUAAGUCAGAUGGCUUGGUAGUACAAUAUAAAGAUUUAAGAAUUUCUGCUUUGGAAAUCAAAGUCUAUACAUGUUUCUCCUUUGGUUGUUAUGACAGAGCGAAGGGUACUAUAUUCAAAAAGAUUCUAUGAUGAACAAUUUAGGUGCAAAAUUUUGUAUUGCUUACUUUAUCUCUUUUACGUCUAGUGUCAUCUCCUUUUCAUUUGAAAUAGUAAGAAUAAAAAUGAUAAUGCAAUAAAGGAUUUCUUAAUCAUUAUUAUUUUUUAAUUACGCAGUCUAGAUUCUUAUAAAGGAAGGAUUACAGUUUUUCAAAGGAGCUCUCCCAUAAUCCAUUUUUGGAAGCAGAUCAGCUCCAACUUUAGUCCUUUAUCAUGAUAUCUAACAAUUUUUCUUCUUAGUUCUAAACAUCAAGGAAGGAAUUUGA